AUGGUCGUCACAUCUUCCUGGUCGAACGUCGAGGACGAAGUACUGAAGGCUGCCAUCAGUAAAUAUGGGCUGAACCAGUGGUCACGGUGCGCAUCUCUGCUAGCAAAGAAGAGCGCGAAGCAAUGCAAGUCAAGAUGGCAAGAAUGGCUGGAUCCGUCGAUUCGCAAAACUGAAUGGGAUCGCGAAUCGGACGAGAAGCUCCUGACCAUGGCGAAACUCCUUCCCACCCAAUGGCGCACGAUUGCACCCAUCGUCGGACGGACAGCGACACAGUGUUUGGAAAGAUACCAGAAGCUUUUGGACGAACAAGAAGCUCGCGAGUCAAGCGAUCUAGGACUCGCAGGUCCAGAAGGAGGAGAGGCAGCCCCCUCAGCAGAGGAUGUCCGACGCCUGCGUCCUGGCGAGGUUGACGCUUAUGCCGAAAGUCGUCCUGCUAGACCAGAUGCUGUGGAUCUAGAGGAUGAAGACAAGGAGAUGCUUUCAGAGGCUCGCGCGCGUUUGUCCAACGUUAGCGGCAAGAAGGCCAAGCGAAAAGCUCGUGAAAGGCAACUGGAGGAAUCAAGAAGGCUUGCCUUGCUUCAGAAGAGACGGGAGCUGAAGGCGGCUGGUAUCAACAUCAAGAUUACCCCGAAGAAAGGCAACCACAUUGAUUACAAUGCCGACGUUCCGCUCGAAAAAGAAGUCCCUGCAGGCUUCUUUGACACCACUGAAGAAAUCGAUCGUAACGAACGACAACGAGAAGCCUUUGACCCGCGAAAACAACAACUUGCGAACAAGAGGAAGAUGGAAGCUCAGGAGGAUGGUGGGGGUGACCGAAAGAAGAAGAAAGAUGAGAAGGGGGGAGGUCUCGCAGCGUCAUAUGCAAAGGCCGCACAGAUGCAGAGGAUACGAGAAGCAGAGCAGAGCAGCAAACGACGUGCGCUUGUGCUACCAUCUCCACAGGUUGGAGAGGCGGAGCUUGAGGAGAUUGUCAAGAUGGGAGCAACCGGCCAACGCGCAAUUAGCGCAGGAAGCAGCGACAAUAUAGCGACCCAAGGUCUGAUCGGGGACUACUCGAAUGUGGUUGGCAACACACCGAUCCGAACACCAAUGGCGCCCAAGGAAGAGGACUAUGUCGCAAAUGAAAUUCGAAACGCUCGGAUGAGGACAGAGACACAGUCUGCUCUGCUCGGUGGAGAUAACCCAGAUCUUGUAGAAGACCAGGCGCCUGUUUCGUUAUCUGGAUCCACUUCACGGCAUCAAAUUGUAACCCCGAACCCGAUGGCAACCCCCUUUAGGCAAGCCAAUGGCGGAGUAGGCGCGACACCAAUGCGACAAGGACCAGGAGCGACACCGAUGCGAACACCACGAGACACGCUGCGCUUGAACGGGGAGGAAGACGGCAUGCAACUAGUUUCUCAAACGCCUCGGGAUAUAAGAUUGAGAGAGCAGGCGAAGCGUCAAGACUUGAAGAGCAAGCUUGCAGCAUUGCCAAAGCCCAAGGAGGAGAGCUGGGAGUUUGAAUUACCUGAAGAGCAAGCAGAGCCGAUGGAAGUGGAGAUUAGCGAGGAGGACGCAGCUGAACGUGACCGGAAAGCUCGCGAAGCUCGCGAAGCACAAGAGGCUGCGGAAUUUGGUCGACAAACCCAAGUUGUUCAGAAGUUUCUCCCAAGGCCAUCGCUGAUCGACAUCGAUGCCAUGAUGAAGCGCGCUCUUGAUCUGUCUGAUCCUGUAGAGCGCGAGGUUGAAGUCGAGAUGGCCAAACUCAUUGCAAACGACGUUAAGAAGUUUGGCAACGGUCGCGUCACUGGCACCGUACAAAAAAUCGAGUCCAUAUCAGACAAGGCACUCCGAAAUGCAAAGAUGGAGCUUGCUCUCGAGCUUGCCAUGACAACAGAAAAGGACAAGAAAGCCUUCCACUCUGACGUCAAUACUGCGUGGACGACGCUGCAUGGUUCCACCAUCCUCCCUGGUAUUGCAGGCUACGAAGAAGAUGAGAUUGAUGAGCAUCAGCUCAUGGUCGAAGCGUUUGACAAGGCGCAAGAAGCAAUCAUCGACGCUGCUGAACGCGCGAACAAGAUUGAGAAGCGCCUCAUGACACACCACGCUGGAUAUGCCAAGCGGUCAGCUCUGCUACGAGAGAAGAUUGGUGGCGCUUUUGCUGCGUUAGAGAAGGCAAGAGAUGAUCUCAAUACAGCACGCACAGCGGAAUAUAACGAACAGACUGCCGUGGAACGCAGGUUAGAGCGUCUACGCGAGGAAGUGCAGUUUGUCACGAAGAGGGAGAGAGAAGCACAGGAGGUGUACAGGAGACGAAAGGAGGAGCUGGACAACUUGCAAGUUCCCGUCAAUGGUGUACAUUAG
Messenger RNA from Bipolaris maydis ATCC 48331, 2343 nucleotides. Its product is annotated as pre-mRNA splicing factor component-domain-containing protein. NCBI's taxonomy places the organism in Eukaryota, Fungi, Ascomycota, Dothideomycetes, Pleosporales, Pleosporaceae. Gene Ontology annotation, biological process: mRNA splicing, via spliceosome. Gene Ontology annotation, cellular component: spliceosomal complex; Prp19 complex. The record is from RefSeq and is a predicted model, not a curated record.